UUUCAGUAGCUACACAACAGUAAACAAAUUAAUACACAACUGCGCACACCUAUCGAUAACAAGUGUAGUUGCACAUUUUUCGAUUGGUAAUCGAUAAGAGCUUGUGCCUUAAUUCAAAUCAAAAUACAACUUGAAAACUUAAAAUUAAUUGAUUUGCAAAAUUAUGGAGGCGACAACCCCAGCCAACAAUAGUAAUAGCAACAGCAACGACAUGGACGACAUACAGUAUCUGCUGCACUUGGAGGCCAUCAAACGCUACAAGGAUGACGAGAAGGAAAUGCACCGCCAGGUGGAGGAGCAAGCGCGCAUCUACAUGGACGCCAAGCGGGAAUAUCAACGUGAAUACGCUCGUCUCGCCAGCCUAAACAAACAAUUGUUGCUCAGCGAUGCGUUGCAGGCACCGCAGACGCAAAUCAACGACAGCCAAGUGGAUGAUACCAUCCGCAAGUUGAGCACAUCGAGUGCGAUCCUCUCGAGAACAAGUCGUCCCACCGAGCUGGAUGUGCGUGUGCUGGAGGAAUGCAAGGAGCAGCUGCAGCGGCAGCAUUGCAAGCCACGCGACCAAUUGGCCCAAUAUCAGCGCAACUUUGCCGAGAAUCGUGAGACAUUGAAAUCUGUGUGCAGCACUUUGGAUAAUGUGGAGAAGAACUUUGAGAAGGCAACGCUGCUGUCGAUGGAUCAAUACACAAAAGAGAUGGAGAAACCAUAGUCAUUUGGUUCAUCAUAUAUACAUAUAUUAUAUAUUAGUUGCGAUAUUAAUAAAGGAACAUUUUCAACAAAAUACAACGCUGAUGAUCAAAGAUUAUAAUUAAGAUGGAAAUGUUGUUGUUGUUGGUUGACAUUGUUGACUGUUUGAUGAUUGAUGGCUGAAUGUGACUGAUGACUGAUGAUGGAUGGAAGUCGCCAAGUCAAGCGUUGGUUAUGCAAGCAAUCAUUUAUUGUACUUUCGGUGGGUGUGUGUCGAUUAAUUCUAGAUUAGAGAGGCAGGCAGCGCAAUUCUACGAGAAAAGAAAAGAAACGCAAGAUUAGUGUUUGGAUUGCAUUACAAAUGGAGACUCGAAUGAGAUGUCUUCUGCUACUGCCAAUGCCACCGUCGGCUUCAUUUACCACUUGGAGCGCUUCGACCAAUCCUUUGGAGUCCAAUGCAAACACUUGGAAUCGAUGCGAAUCUUGCGCUUCUGCAUGGCACGCUGAUGCUGCUCGAUGGUCUCCCGAUUGAUGCUCACAAUGUACUGUCCCUUAUAGUAGUUGAUCAGAUUGAGAUUCUGCAGGGUCGAGAUGACGUCCUCCUUCUUGAUCGAGGUGCAUUCACAGAUGUCGCUGUACAAAAAGAGAUAAAUAUGUAUGUUUAAAGCACUGGUUGCUGUCUUGAUCCCUUGACUCCCUUCUUACUUGAUGGUUAUGGUCGGCUUCUCGCCGUCCGUGCUCGGAUUCUGGCUGAUGAGUAUCUCCAGGAUGGUCUGUGCCCAAUACGAGCGAUACGAAAGCAGCCCCAAGUCGGACAAUGGCUUCUCCGGGGAGCCCGUUUUGCCCUCGAACUUGGACAACUCGUAGCUGAAUUCGAUGAGCAGUUUGCCGUAGCCUUUGCGCUGAUACGGCGGCAUUGUCAAAAUGCACGCCACAUUGUAAUCCUCGGUGCUCUCCUUUUCCUUCGAGAAAUAGCCGACAAUGUGAAAGCCCCGUGAAUCGAACUCCGUCAUAAUGUAGAACAGAAACGGAUCCGUAUCGUAGUACAGCGU
This is a messenger RNA of Drosophila sulfurigaster albostrigata, 1739 nucleotides long. RefSeq names its product augmin complex subunit dgt4 (gene dgt4). The coding region runs from base 164 to 709 and encodes 181 amino acids. The transcript has a single exon. The record is from RefSeq and is a predicted model, not a curated record. NCBI's taxonomy places the organism in Eukaryota, Metazoa, Arthropoda, Insecta, Diptera, Drosophilidae.